Corticium candelabrum is the source of this 1656-nucleotide messenger RNA. RefSeq lists its product as uncharacterized. The record is from RefSeq and is a predicted model, not a curated record. Lineage: Eukaryota; Metazoa; Porifera; Homoscleromorpha; Homosclerophorida; Plakinidae. The transcript has 8 exons. Bases 1 to 1656 code for a protein of 551 amino acids.
AUGGCCAGGUUAUGUGGAAAGACUAGAACAUUACCUCACAGCCAACAGAUUAGACGAUGCAGACAAGAGGCAAGCGAUACUAUUAAGCAUUGUUGUUCCAAAGAUAUACAGGGUGCUUUGAAGUUUUUCACCAGUGAAACCAAGCAAAGAAUGAUUGCUGAGCUGAUCAACCAAACCAGGCAACCAGGAGAGUCAGUCGCGCAGUUUAAGACUGAGUUGCAACGGUUAGCAGAACGCUGUGAAUUUGGUGCAUUUCUGAACGAAAUUCUACGUAACCACCUUGUUGUCAGCUUAUCAAAUGACUGCAUACAGCGACGCCUCUUGGCAGAGAAGACUCUGACCUUUGUGAAAGCUUGCGAACUAGCGUUGGCGCGAGAGACUGCAAAACAGAAUGCGGAUGAAAUUAGACAAGAGGAGAGGGCAGCCAUAGCAGCAAAGGUGGAGGGAACGGUUCACAAGUUGCCUGCAACAGUAUCAGAACCAGGAGGGAACGUCAGAUCAUCAAAACAAGAUACCUGUUGCAACUGCGGGAGAGUUGGGUACGUGAAACAAGCAUGCCAGGCUCAUGGCAGUAAGGAAGUCAAGACUCCACAUGCACAAGGGGAUGAAGUGAGAGUGAAAGGGAAACUCAGAGUGGAGAUGAAAACCCCACAUAAUCAGAGAUUGUUUCUGAUAUUGAUAGUCAUGGAGGGCAAGGGACCCAGUCUAAGAGACUGGCUACGACAUGUGAGAGUAGGGCACGCUAUUUACCAAAUGGAAGAGGCGAAGAAAGGGUUUGAAGUUGACCAAGUAUUGAACGAAUUCCAUGAAGUUUUUACUGAAGAGCCGAGAGAGCUGAGACGAGUUAAAGGAAUUGAAGUGGAACUUUUUUGCCUAACCAAGGCAGGGAUUAUUGAACCUAUCCAGUAUGCUGAUUGGGCAGCUGCCAUAGUUCCGAUGUUGAAGGACGAGAGGAGAGCCAGGAUACGUGGAGGUUACUGUUCGACAAUUUUUUCCAGACUGAUUGGAGGUCAGGCUUUUACAACACUCGAUGUAGACAGAGCCUAUCAACAGCUCAGAUUAGACACAGCAUCGCAGGAAUUUGUCACAAUCAAUACACAUCAGCGAUUCAGGAGAGCAAUGGAGACUCUCUUGCAGAAAAUACCUGGUGUGGUGGUAUAUCUGGAUGAUACACUCAUCACUGGAAGAACAACACAAGAACAUCUCCAGAAUUUGGAGAAUGUACUCAGGAAGCUCCAGGAGGCUGUGCUUUGGCUGAACAGGAAGAAAUGCAAAUUUCUUAUAGAAAAGGUAGUCUAUUUGGGUCAGGUCAUUGAUGCUGAUGGUUUACACCCAGACAAAGAGAGGUUCAGAGCCAUUACAGAUUCUCGAAACCUGAAAAAUCUGUGUGAUGAUGGAGUGGAACACCAGGUUGCAUUUGCAUCCCAGACUUUGUCACCAGCUGAGAAAAAAUAUGCACAAAAUGGACAGCGAGGGAUUGGUAAUCAUGUUCGUAUUGAAGCGAUUUCAUCAGUUUUGUUUGGUAGAACAUUCAUUCUAGAAACUGAUCAUAAACCACCAUUUGAGAAUGUUAGGAGAGUCAACCCAAUUGUUACCAAUGGCAUCAGCCCGAAUACAGAAAUAGACAACUAUCCUCUUGCUAUCACUAUCAACUGA